Messenger RNA from Selaginella moellendorffii, 1120 nucleotides. RefSeq names its product tetraspanin-8. The record is from RefSeq and is a predicted model, not a curated record. The transcript is spliced from 2 exons. Gene Ontology annotation, biological process: auxin-activated signaling pathway. The coding region runs from base 33 to 893 and encodes 286 amino acids. Gene Ontology annotation, cellular component: plasmodesma; plasma membrane. NCBI's taxonomy places the organism in Eukaryota, Viridiplantae, Streptophyta, Lycopodiopsida, Selaginellales, Selaginellaceae.
AGUCGGGAACUGUGACAGAGAUAUCCUCCAGCAUGAAGCUCAGCAAUCUGGUGAUGGGAACUCUCAACUUUGUCACGGUGGUGCUUAGCAUCCCGAUCAUCGUCAUCGGUAUAUGGCUGGCCACGAACAGGGACUCGGACUGCAUGCACUUUCUCCAGCAGCCAACCAUCAGCAUUGGUGCUAUCAUCCUGGUGAUAUCCCUCGUGGGAUUUCUCGGCUCCUGCUACAGGGUCUCGUGGCUGCUGUGGAUCUACCUCUUUCUCAUGCUGCUACUCAUCCUUCUGCUCGUGUUCUUCACAGUGUUUACGUUCCUCGUCUCCAACCGCGGUGCCAGCCACGCCGUGGCCGGCACUGGCUUCUCCGAGUACCGGUUGGGAGACUACUCGGCCUGGCUGCAAAGCAAAGUUAGCAGCACAAGCAACUGGAGGAAGAUCAAGAGCUGCCUCCAGGACUCAAACGUCUGCCGAGGCAUGAACAGGUUCCACGACUCGGAGUCCUUUCAAAACGCUUCGCUCUCGCCGCUCGAGUCGGGCUGCUGCAAGCCUCCAAUAUCGUGCGGAUACAGCUACGAGAACGCGACACUCUGGGACGUGAGCCAGCAGUACGACUACGAUUCUUCUUCCAGCGAGGAAGACGAAGAAGAAUCGUCGUCCAACGUUUUCAUCGGCGAAGAUCCAGACUGCUCGACGUGGAGCAACAACCAGAACGAGCUUUGCUUCGACUGCAACUCUUGCCGAGCGGGGCUCCUGGCCAACAUCAAGCGCGACUGGCACAAAGUCGCCAUCGUCAACCUGGUGGUGCUCGUGUUCCUAAUCGUGGUUUAUUCGGUUGGAUGCUGCGCCUUCUACAACGCCAAGAGAGAAGGCUACUUCAACAGGCGGUGGAUCUUCUGAGUCUCAGCUAGCUCUUCCGAUUAUCUGGUAACUAUAGUUCUUGAAUUUCUUUGUCCCGAAGAGCUUCUUGACAAAAACGUACCUGUUUUCCAAAAACUUACGAGUCUCGGUGUUUUCACGCGACUUAUUGUUCCUCUUUCGAUGAGCUUGAACUUGAGCUUGGCUUUGGCUGGGGCUGUUCGUCUCGAGAACUUUGUGAAGAGGCUUCGUCUUUUUCUUCGGCUAGA